Erigeron canadensis is the source of this 864-nucleotide messenger RNA. Its product is annotated as LOB domain-containing protein 16-like. Gene Ontology annotation, cellular component: nucleus. Gene Ontology annotation, biological process: positive regulation of DNA-templated transcription; hormone-mediated signaling pathway. The transcript is spliced from 2 exons. Lineage: Eukaryota; Viridiplantae; Streptophyta; Magnoliopsida; Asterales; Asteraceae. Bases 58 to 669 code for a protein of 203 amino acids. The record is from RefSeq and is a predicted model, not a curated record.
AUUUCUUUCUUAAUUUCUACAAACACAAUCACUAAAAAAAAUUUAAGUUUUUUUUUCAUGGCAACUAUCUCAGGAACUGGCUCACCUUGUGGUGCAUGCAAGUUUCUAAGACGAAAAUGCACUGCUGAUUGCAUCUUUGCCCCUUAUUUUUGCUCAGAACAAGGCCCGGCUCGAUUUGCAGCCAUUCAUAAGGUAUUUGGUGCAAGCAAUGUCUCGAAAUUGUUGCAUCAUGUUGCGGUGGCUGACCGCUGCGAGGCAGUGGUCACCAUUGCUUAUGAAGCUCAAGCUAGGAUCAGAGAUCCUGUUUAUGGCUGUGUUGCACAUAUCUUUGCCUUACAACAACAGGUUGCAUGUUUACAAGCACAAUUGAUGCAAGUGAAAGCUCAAAUGGGACAAAGCUACAUGGAUUCAAGAAAUGUUGAAACUCAAUGGAGUACCUCAAACAUGGAUGGAGCAAUGGCUUAUCAGAAUUACAUGAAUGCUACAAAUAAUUUCAAGAACAUCAUCAACACAUCACCACAAAGUUCGAUGGAGUCGAUAAAUUACACCAAUGAAGGGCCUUCGAUUCAAAGCCAAAAUGAUCAUAAUUAUGAGUUGUACAAGAGGAGACUUUCUGAAAGUGAUUUUGAUGAGCUUCAAGAACUUGCGGUUAGAAUGAUGAGGAACUAAUUAAUAUUUUAUAAUCUAGAUUAAUUAGAUGUAGUUUGAUCUUGUCAUCCAAUAUAUGUGACUUUAUGGGAUCAAUAUAUGUAUAUAGCUAGAGUAAUUAACUAGUUAGAUAUAUAAGACUAAAAUAUAAAGCAUGGAUCUUUAUAAUUUUCUUGAAAUUGCGUAUGAUGAAUUUGAUAAUUAACUUGGUGACAA